Molecule: messenger RNA, 1616 nt
Organism: Cercocebus atys (sooty mangabey)
Lineage: Eukaryota; Metazoa; Chordata; Mammalia; Primates; Cercopithecidae
Gene: CAMK1
Product: calcium/calmodulin-dependent protein kinase I
Exons: 11
Coding region: 204-1493 (429 amino acids)
Biological process (GO): peptidyl-serine phosphorylation
Cellular component (GO): intracellular anatomical structure
Molecular function (GO): calcium/calmodulin-dependent protein kinase activity; calmodulin binding; ATP binding
Source: RefSeq, a predicted model, not a curated record
CAUCAGAGCCGCAGGCGGGCGGAGAGAGCCGCCGAGCCCAGCCGAGCCGAGCCCCAGCCCCAGCGAGAGAGCGGGCGGGUGGCCCAGGCGCGCAGCGGUGAGGACCGCGGCCAGAGCUCGGCGCCAACUACCGCGGGCCUCCCAGCCAGCCCCGCGGCGGGGCAGCCGCAGGAGCCCUGGCUGUGGCCGGGGGGCAGUGGGCCAUGCCGGGGGCAGUUGAAGGCCCCAGGUGGAAGCAGGCAGAGGACAUUAGGGACAUUUACGACUUCCGAGAUGUUCUGGGCACGGGGGCCUUCUCGGAGGUGAUCCUGGCAGAAGAUAAAAGGACGCAGAAGCUGGUGGCCAUCAAAUGCAUUGCCAAGAAGGCCCUGGAGGGCAAGGAAGGCAGCAUGGAGAAUGAGAUUGCUGUCCUGCACAAGAUCAAGCACCCCAACAUUGUAGCCCUGGAUGACAUCUAUGAGAGUGGGGGCCAUCUCUACCUCAUCAUGCAGCUGGUGUCGGGUGGGGAGCUCUUUGACCGUAUUGUGGAAAAAGGCUUCUACACGGAGCGGGACGCCAGCCGCCUCAUCUUCCAGGUGCUGGAUGCUGUGAAAUACCUACAUGACCUGGGCAUUGUACACCGGGAUCUCAAGCCAGAGAAUCUGCUAUACUACAGCCUGGAUGAAGACUCCAAAAUAAUGAUCUCCGACUUUGGCCUCUCCAAGAUGGAGGACCCGGGCAGUGUGCUCUCCACCGCCUGCGGAACUCCGGGAUACGUGGCCCCUGAGGUCCUGGCCCAAAAGCCCUACAGCAAGGCUGUGGAUUGCUGGUCCAUAGGUGUCAUCGCCUACAUCCUGCUCUGCGGUUAUCCCCCCUUCUAUGAUGAGAAUGAUGCCAAACUCUUUGAACAGAUUUUGAAGGCCGAGUACGAGUUUGACUCUCCUUACUGGGACGACAUCUCUGACUCCGCCAAAGAUUUCAUCCGGCACUUGAUGGAGAAGGACCCAGAGAAAAGAUUCACCUGUGAGCAGGCCUUGCAGCACCCAUGGAUUGCAGGAGAUACGGCUCUAGAUAAGAAUAUCCACCAGUCGGUGAGUGAGCAGAUCAAGAAGAACUUUGCCAAGAGCAAGUGGAAGCAAGCCUUCAAUGCCACGGCUGUGGUGCGGCACAUGAGGAAACUGCAGCUAGGCACCAGCCAGGAGGGGCAGGGGCAGACGGCGAGCCACGGGGAGCUGCUGACACCAGUGGCUGGGGGUGAGGAGCAGAUUCUGCAGAAGGGCAUGGGUGGUCCACAGAGAGGCACCUGGGCUGGAGUGGAGGGCCUGCCCCUCCAGCCAGCUCUGUUCUCUCUUCCCAUGCAGGGCCGGCAACUGGCUGUUGCUGUCGAGACUGCUGCGUGGAGCCGGGCCCAGAACUGUCCCCUACACUGCCCCACCAGCUCUAGGGCCCUGGACCUCGGGUCAGGAUCCCGUGUGGGAGGGCUUGGGGGCAGCCUGCUCCUCUUCCCUCCCUGAACUGGGAGUUUCUCUGCCCUGUCCCCUCCUCACCUGCUUCCCUACCACUCCUCACUGCAUUUUCCAUACAAAUAUUUCUAUUUUAUUGUUCCUUCUUGUAAUAAAGGGAAGAAGAUAAAACCA